Molecule: messenger RNA, 3398 nt
Organism: Rosa rugosa (rugosa rose)
Lineage: Eukaryota; Viridiplantae; Streptophyta; Magnoliopsida; Rosales; Rosaceae
Exons: 15
Coding region: 762-3119 (785 amino acids)
Source: RefSeq, a predicted model, not a curated record
AACAGACUUUCACUCACGCAACAGGCAUGACUCUCUCUGCCACCCCCAGUUUUGCAGAGAGAAUAUAAAUCCAAAAUUAUUGUAUGAUCCCCCCACGCUGAAAUCGCCGGUGACUCCAACCAAUUAACCGCCGACUUGCCACCGUAGCUCCCUCCCUUUUUAGUGUCGCUCCACACUCCACUCCACGCUCCGGGAUGGCGCGUGGAGACAUUUCACUCUCCCGCUAAACUAAAGUCCACUCCUCCCACACCAUCUUACAGCGUGUACGCAUCGCUUUCCAAAUCCAUUUAGGCAAAACAGUACACGUACAUUUCUGGGUUAUAUGAUUCGCCGGAGUGGGACGGUUCAGACUAAAGCAGCCACCUAUUUCCGUACACAAAUCUAGUCGGCUUGCCACGAGGCAAAUCACUCGCCGUUGGCGCCACGGGGCAUGACUUGUGCUCUGAGUGAACCUGCAGAGCGUAGUAGGACUACGUCCGGGCAUAAUGACGUGACGAGGGGAGAAAGUGAUCGCGGGCAUUUAAUCGGGAGCACAAAAGCUUCGGUCUUUCCGUCUUUCCCGAGCGUUUGUGCUCCUCUCGCUUUUUCUGCUUCAUUUACUUCAUAUAGAUAGAGGCUCAGUGUUGCAGCAGAGUCGUAAUUUCGUCUCUGAAAAAAUGAGUAGCUUUCUGAAAUUGGAAGCGUCAGCUUUUCGGAAGCGACCCCGUAGUUCAAUUUCUUUAUAGCUGGACAUCCAUUCUGCAAAUGAUCAUCGUUCACAAAUGGACAAGCAGGUAGCUCGACGUGGACGAGGACGAGCCAUUCGGUUUAAGCAAUCCUCUGGACACAAGCUCUUCUCCGAAGAAAACAAAUUCCGAGGAGUUUUCCUUGUUGGAGUUUUGCCUGCAGAGAAAACAAGAGCUGCUGCUGGCGACUUUGUGCUGCUUGAGAAAUCGAAGAAGGAGAGGAUUAGGAAAUUGAGUACUAUUGGUAGAGGAGCGACUUGUUCGAGCUUAGAAAUGGGUUGUGAUGAUGUGUCUGAUAGAGAAGAUGAGGAGCUUCCCAGUAAGAGAAUUAAGCUACCCACAAAGUCUAUGGGUGACUGCAAUGGCGUUCAUCUACCCUCUGUGCCUCGGAAACUGCGUUCAGCAAUGAAGAAGCGCCAUCGUCAAUCUACAUCUCCGUCUUUAUCAAAUUCAAGGAAGCUACUGAGUGGCACUGAGUCUCUCAACUGCGAUGGCGUAAAGAAGCCAUGCUUGAAACAAGGAGAUAGAUCCCCUAAAAAGACUGUUUCUGGGCCUAUCACAAAAGAUGAGGAAGAAGUUGUGGAGACCUUGUAUGCUUUGGCUGGAUUGGUGUUCCCCAACAAUGAAGCAAAUGGUAAUGGCAAAGUAGAAUCUGAAACUUUAGAUGCAAAUGCUUCAGCUUUGCCAGAGUCAAAGAACAGUCCUGCGCCUGCAGUUGAAGUUGGAGACAUCAAAUUGGAUCCAGUUUUCCCCUGUAGAGCUACCAGCUCCACCAGUCCAUCUUACGUAGAAGGAUUCACUAAAGGAACUGAUCAAGUUGAUUUAUUGAACAAUCCCAGUACUCAUUAUCAGCCUGAAUUUCCCAACAGUGGCAAACUCUGUAUAGACUCGAAUAAUAACGUCUCUCAUAAUCAAAUAAACAUUUCUUCCUUGUCAGCUAAGGUUGAACAGUGCAAUGAAAAGCAUUUCAGCAAUGCUGCUGUCAACUUCCGUGAUCCAUCCGAGUUAAGCCUGGAUAGUCGCAGGUUAACGCAGACAGUGCAACAGCUGACCUCAGUUUUCAGUAGAAAACCAGAAAUUGCAGUGGAGCUGGGCACGAACAUUGGGAGUCAAGUUCAAAAACAUGAUAUGCUCCAGGAAUCCAGGAAGAAAGGUUCAGGAUUGUGGCCUGGAUUGGCUUCAAAUGUCUCACAUGGUGCUAAGAGUGAUAGUCCACUUUUGCAGAGCCCUGCUGCUACAAUGCCUCCCUGGAUGGAUGCUGUUUUGUCGACCUCCAGAGCAUCAAUCCAAAAUGGUUCUUCUUUUGCAAAGGUUACGAAAGUUGUCAAUGGUACAAGAUCGUGUAAGAAAUGUGCAGCUCAUGUCUAUAUAAGUCAUUUGAUCCAGUCUCUAAAAAGCUCUGACAGCAAAGAUCAGUUACUGCUACAACCUAGUCAAAUGAGAGCACAUGAAGGAUCCGAACAAGGGGCUUUUUUGGGAGUUAAUACCUAUACUAAUGUUAAAAGUGGUUUCAAUGAGGUUGUUUCCAGCAGUAGCAUAAGAAUCUCUACUGCUGAAAAAGUUCCAAAUGAAGCUAAGAACGGUAUUCUUCAGCACAAGAAGCUCCAUCUAGAUCAGCCAUCGUAUACUUUGGCAUCUGGGGCACACACAUCACCAAAACAGAUUUUUGAUUUCCUUUCAUUGUCAGCUGGAGGUGGUAGCUCAGAAAAUAAUGAUAGUUUUAGUAGAGGUAGAUAUGCGAUGGAGCCGUCGUCAGAAGCCCAAGUUCCUUAUCUUCAUUCUCCUGUGCAGCAUCACAAUUUCAUUCCUUUCCCUUUGACCCGGUCUCGCUACAACUCUUCUGCUUCCCUUGACAGUCACCCACCAGUGGCACAGCAGGGCCAGCUGCUACCUUCAUAUGGCAACCCAUUCUGUAGUUCUCAAGCAAAUGCCACAGCCUUGACAAAACAACCAACACAACAGCAAAAAUUACAUCUGCAGCAGCAACAGCAACAACAAUUUCAUCUGCAGCAGCAUCAGCAACAACAAUUACAUCUGCAGCAGCAACAGCAAAGGCUUUGGGCAGCUCGGUUCGCGGCUCAGUACAGGCCAGCGGGAACUCUGGCAGCCACAGCUCCCUCUCCGAGCUGGCAAAAUAUAAAGCAGGAGAACUGUACACUGAUUCAAUGUGGCCAAGCUCUCCUUUCUCCUUCCCCUUCAACACUUGAACUAGUUGGUCCCAAGUAUGCACCACUAACUCAUCAUCAGCAGCAACAAAUGGCAGUCACUUCUUUUCCUCCCGACAGGGUAAAACGGUCAGACCACCAUCUGCCAUCUGUGUAUGAGGAGUCUGUAGGCGGGUACCGUGCUGCGAGUGCACUGCCAUUGCAGUUGCUCUGCAAUGAGCGCCUCUGAUAAGUAGUGAUAAGAGAUGAUCUAUGGGAAAGUUGCUGGUAAAUGCAUUUAUUUAAUUCUUUUCUUCUCUUCAGACGUGGGAGUGGGACUUGCUGCUCGACUUUGUGGUGACUUGACUCAAUAAGAACUGAACAUUAUUUAGGGAUAUGGUAACCCUGCAUUUGCUCCAUAGUUAGAUCAGCUGCGCUGCUGCGGCAUUAGGAUGGUAGGCAACAACGUGUUGUGCAAACAUAUUUGAAGAAUAUUGUUCAUCAUAAUAGAAAGGUUAAUUUUAUCUUC